ACGAAUGCGGGAAUGAAAUUCAAAAUCUUUAACUUUUUCUCUGAUUGUUGCUUUGAAUUUUUGUGGUGUUAAAAUAUGUGCUUUGUUUGUUUGCUUGGAAAGAUAAGGUAGAGCUGAGCCGUAGAGGGAUAGAGGAUAAUUAAGUGAAAUAGUUAGUGAAAGGGCUAAACUUUGGAAGUUGUUAACUUUUUAUUUGGAUUUUUUGUUCUGGGUUUGUUGGUAAUUAAUGCAUGUUGGUGCAGUUCUUGUGUUCCAUCGAUGAGAAAUUUUUGAGGGAAAAGAUCGAGAAAGUUUAUGGUUUGUGGUUUGGAAAACUGAGGGACAGAGGAGGAGAAGGAAAUGGCGGAUGUUAACAGUCGGGUCGGGUCGGGUCUCAUGACCCGUUAACUUACUCGUGUCGUGUUCGGAUUUCAACCCGAUUAAUAAUCGUAUCGGGUUUAGAUGACGUAAACCUUUAUGUGCUUUUCCCAUUUCAUUUCGUGUGAUGACCAUCCUCCUAUCCUAUACUAUCAACGUAUGUAUCUGGAUUAGAAACACUUGAACGCAAAAGCGAGAGAAUGGCAGCUGCAGCCUGUUUGAACUAUGUAGCACCAGGCACGCUCAAUCUCCGGCUGAAGCAGCAAGAACUAAGACAGAAGUGCUUGAUAGAUAUAACGAUGAUGGGAAAGAGAAACAUGAUGACGAUUGGACUGAAAGGAGGAUAUGGUAAGGCAAAGAGAAGGAUUGGGAUGGUGAGAUGUAGUGGCAGAGGCAUUGGGGACUUCAUAGGAGGGGAUUUGUUGAAAUUUGAUCUGGGCCGUUGGCUGUCUGACGUUGAAGAGCACAAAGCCAUUGCCAUAUACACCCCACACGAGGGAGGCUACGAGGGCCGCUACCUUAACCGACUCAGAUACCAGGGCUACUAUUUCCUGGACCUCAGUGCCCGAGGCCUUGGAGAUCCCGAGACCACCCUCACCAAGAUUCACCCCGUUUGCCCUGCCCAUUUAGGGAAACAGCCCAUUGUAAGGUGGUAUUUCCCACCAGAGGUUGAUUAUAGGCUCGCUGCACUACCUCCUGAUGCCAAAGGACUUGUGGUCUGGAUAAUUGAAGCCAAGGUUCUUUCCAAGUCGGAAUUGCAGUUUCUCGCUUUGCUUCCCACGCUGCGCCCUAGAGUCAGGGUCAUUGCUGAAUGUGGUAACUGGAGAAAGUUUGUGUGGAAGCCACUCAAAGAAAUUGUGGAACUAUAAAUGAGAGAGCGUGACAACACAAGUCAACAUAGAGGAAUGUCUAAAUCCACUAGCCUUGAUGAUGAUGGAGCAGGUAAAGGGGUAGACAGACCGAUAGACUCUGGGAUGUCCAGAUUGACUCUCAUGGAAGGGCCUGUUGUAUGUUUGAUGUCGAGAUUUGAAACUGCUGAACUUCAAGUCUUACUCUGUCAAUCUGCUCAGUAAGUAUAUAAGAAAAAAUAAGCAGCGUCUGCUGGUCUAAAACAUUGAUCAUAUGUCAGCUAUACUUAGGAGGAGAUUAAAAGCACAAAAGUAGACAGCUGCCCUUACUAGUUCAAUGUGAUGAAUGGAUGAAUGUGCAUCAGCAGUCCCCUUUGCAGAUCA
This is a messenger RNA of Alnus glutinosa, 1589 nucleotides long. RefSeq names its product NAD(P)H-quinone oxidoreductase subunit N, chloroplastic-like. Gene Ontology annotation, molecular function: oxidoreductase activity, acting on NAD(P)H, quinone or similar compound as acceptor. The transcript has 5 exons. NCBI's taxonomy places the organism in Eukaryota, Viridiplantae, Streptophyta, Magnoliopsida, Fagales, Betulaceae. Gene Ontology annotation, cellular component: membrane. The record is from RefSeq and is a predicted model, not a curated record. Bases 558 to 1226 code for a protein of 222 amino acids.